This is a messenger RNA of Chilo suppressalis (striped riceborer), 3101 nucleotides long. NCBI's taxonomy places the organism in Eukaryota, Metazoa, Arthropoda, Insecta, Lepidoptera, Crambidae. The record is from the annotation of a GenBank genome assembly.
CCGAAGGUCAAGUGCGCGCGUCCAGUCAUUGCUCCUCGCGCAUCGCAUAGCUGCGCCGGCACACUCAGCAAGACAUCGCCGAUCUGAAGCGACACGAUUUAAGAUGUACAAGCCACUAACAUACCUGUUCUUCUUGUGCGUGGCGCAAGCACUCGCCAACAGCGAUGACAGGUUCAUCAAAAAGUACGCUAUGAUGAAGAUUUACGAAAGUUGUUUUGGACCUGAAGUCGUGAAACAAAUACGCAAAGAAAUGAAAGAAGCAUACGCGAAGUGUUCAGCGCCACCUAUUGAAGAAGCACCGAACUCGCACAUACCGUCUAUCUUGCUCGGCAAAUUGCCGCUUGGGUUUUCCGUGGACCCCAAUACGCAAACUAUUACUAAGCCGCAAGAUGGCGCUGUUUUGAAUCAAGACAAGGACCAUAACUCUCAAGAUUCUCAACCACAAAAACCACCCUCAGGAGGAAUGCCUUUCCAGUUCAGACCACAAGGGAAUCCGUUCCAGCCGCCGUCACCAAUACCGCCGUACAUGAUGGGCUCCCCGCAAUUCCGUCCAUUCUCGCCCGCAACGCCGUUCUACCAGCUCCCAUACAACUCGCCAGGACUGUUCUACCCGCCCGGCAUGCCUUACAACCCGUAUGCAUACCAGCAGCAAUACCAGCAAGGUUUCUACCAGCAGCCGUACUUUGGAUCUAAUAGAGUUUCGCGUGAUCUCGACCUGCGUGACCGUCUAGACAUGAUGUACCGCGGCCCGGCUGGCAGCAAGGUGCGCAACAUCACCUGCGUGAUGCAGGAGCUGGGCUACAUCGACCAUAACCUGGAGCCCAACUACGAACAGAUCACGCGGCGCAUCACCGAUUUGCCGGUAUCUGCUGAGCUCAAAGGCGACAUCCAGGACGGGCUGCAGUUCUGCAGGAAGUUCUCCCAAUGCGUUCCUGAUGUGAAGCGCGAUGUAUCGCCUCUGUCUCAAGAACUGAUCAAACCAAUGUUCUUCUUCCGAUGCUACAAGCACAAGAAACUUGAGGCAUGCAUCAUGAAAGAUAUCAGAGAAAGAUUUACAACCGAAGAAGAAUUGGAGACAGACACUGAUUUCAGUAUUGACUCCAGGUCGCUGUCGCGGUCGGCCAGGUCGAUCAGGGAGCACUUCGGGGACCCGCGACUGGAGGCGCUUGACGAGAUGGCGGUCUACCUGUACGACUACCUCAGCGAGGGCAACGGCCUCGACUUCGACUGGAUGUAGACUCAAGACUGAACCUGGCACAACUUUCAUCUGUUCAUGAUGAACGCUGUGUAAUCGUCUUAUCUAAAACUAAACGUCCCUGCACACUUUUAUGGUACUAUUAUGAGUGAUCGAAGCGUGGCAGCCACGUUCGUGUCUAGCCGGCGACUGUAUCAACUGAAUGACCAAUGACUAUAGCUAAUUUGAGUGUGUUGUAUAUGUAUGUACACUGAGCAUCUGCAUGCAAGAGUAAGACAAUUAAGGGGUGUUCAGUUUUAGAUAAGACGAUAUCUAACACCAUAUAUUUAGAAUGAACUGAGUGGCACACGUGGGAAAUUAUCAAAUUUCAAGAAAGAGACAUAAAACAGACAACAUGUUCGCCUAUAUAUGAAUUAAGUAGCCGCUCGGUCGUUUCCUCUCUCUUACACUUACCAGCUCAGUUUUACACUACAGUUGAUUAGGGAACGUUCAGACCGUUGUUUAUGUCAACUUAUUUAUACGUUUGAAUAUUUGGCAGAACUGUUUUUGUAAGCCUUCUAUCUCGCGGAUUGUGUUGCGAGUGCUAAAUUACGUCUGACACUGUACGAAAGCCGUAGGUACCGUAUAGGUCGUUCGGGAUCAUCUUUUGUUAAUUUGGUCCAAGGUUUGUCCCUAACUUCACCCCCAUCCGCAAUGUACAAAAUUUAAAUACGAAUCCUAACAUGUUUAUAGUAAUUAUUAUUGUCAAAUAUGGUGCAAUGUUUGUUUAUUUUUUUUUUAUCAAACCGGAAAUCCGGUAAGUGCUUUAGGUAUUUUGAAUUUACAGAAUAGUUUGCUCGUUAUUACUGAAUGUAUUUAUAACAAUUAUUUAAUUAGUAGGAUUUAUUAACAAAACUGGUAUUGUGAAAGCUUUCCUUUUUUAUGUUUUAUGAAUUAAGUCCUAUUAACUAUGACUAUAGUUAUGUACAUUAUAAAACAGUGGAAGUUUUGACAUUACAAACUUGCCAUUAAUGCAUUUAAUUUGUACUUAAUAACUUAUAAUUAAAUAUAGAUUGUAAGUCAAAGCUAAAUUUGAUAAUUCGGGGUAAAAAUAAGUUUGCUGUUUGUCAUCAUUGUUUUAUAGUUUUUUUUUUAAUGCGAUAAGUAACAGAUAAAAAAAAUAUCGACGAUUUUUUUUUCUGGCUCACUAAAUACUGUAAGUAAACUGACAGUUAUUACUUGAUUGAUUGUCUUGUUUUAUAAGACAAAGAAUAUGGCAUGCAUUCAUUGCCAGGUAGAAAAAAAAGUAAUGUUUCUGAAAAAUGUCAUGUCAUAAUAAGUUGUUCUUUUUGACAUUGCUAAUUAGCUAUUGCUUAAUUAUAAUCAAUAGCUAUUUAGCAAUGUCAAAACACUCAAGGCUUUAUAGAAAUGAGACAAUAAUUUAUUUUCCACUAUAAGGUUUGGACUCCACUAGCGAUUGAAUCGUCACUUUUAGCUUCUGCCAUGGACUCUUCUGGUGAGAAAAUUCUUCGACAAGUAUCAAAAUAUCCAAGGUGAUAUAGACUGAUUGCUAAUUUCCAGGAGGAGAUGUUCUUUUUCUUAAAAACAUUACGAAUAAAAGCGUCCAUGUUAAGAUGUAACAUCGCCCUACAAAAUAUCUACCUUUGAUGGUAUUAUGUUUCUGUAGCUGAGUGGGGUUAAAAGCCACACUUGUAUACGUAUUGUGUAGGCAUACACGUAUUGACAGAGUUAUUCGCUCGAUUUUUUCGCCUGUUGUCGGUAACGCUUAAAUUUCCACGGAUUUUUUACGAUUAGUUUAUGUAUGACGCACGGGUUACUUUGACAAAUAAUAUAAUAUCUCAAUAGGCAAUUUUAAUAAGUUGCUAAGUACUUAAUAAGUAAGUUUGUAUCCGUAUGUAAAUUAUAA